GCCGCUUCUGCUUUCUCACAACUGAGGAAGCUGUGUCCCACUGCCAGUGCUGUCAUUAAAGAGGAGGAGGACACAGACACAGCAUCAGAAGAUGAGUCAGAUGUCAACACAGAGACGCUUCCCCUGUGGUAUACAGGUCUUGUCAUCCAGCCAAAGUCCCUGUUACUAGUGUUAGUGUAGACAGCAUCCUUGAGGAUGUUCGGUGCAACCCCGAGCAAAUCACAAACCUCAACAAAGCUACAGUGGGGCAGUCCAAGUCUGCUUUAUGGCGUCAGCAACGCAAGGGUCGUGUGACUUCUACAUCCAUGCAUGAUGUCCUUCAUGCAUCAAACCCCACCACUGCAGUACGGAAGGUCAUGCAAUAUGACUGCAAGGAUUUGAGCCAAGUUCCAGCUAUACAAUGGGGGAUGAAACAGGAGGAGAAGGCAAGGCAACAGUACCUGGAAGCUACCUUGUGCAUCUGCAAGGAUGUGAAAUUGGAGGAAGUGGGGCUCAUUCUCUACAAGGAUUUUCCCUUCAUAGGUGCAUCUCCUGAUGGGAUGAGACAGUGUUCAUGCCAUGGAAGAACUGUGAUUGAGAUCAAGUGCCCAUACAAGUACAGGGACAUCUAUCCUGCUGCAGAUCUGUGUCUAUCAGAUGCCAACUACUGUUUAGAUAAGGAUUGUAAGCUAAAGACAGGGCACAGAUAUUACACCCAAGUCCAGACACAUAUGCUGGUUACCGGUGUCUCAACAUGUGAUUUUGUAGUGUGGACUAAUGCAGGCAUGGUUGUAGUAAAUGUUCCAAGGGACCAGUCACUGUUAAAUGUAAUGUUGUCUACAUGUGUCCAGUUUGUAAAGUCCAGUCUUAUCCCUGAGAUACUGACCCACAAGAAACAGUGUGGAGACUCUGGAGUAGAUGUGACUUUCCAGGAAGAUGAUGACCCAAACAAACGUUACUGUUCUUGUCAGAAACCAGCAUAUGGUAGGAUGGUAAAGUGUGAUAACAAUGAAUGUGAGUCAGAAUGGUUCCAUUACAAAUGUGUUGGCAUCAAGAGAAAACCAAGGGGCCAUUGGUUCUGUCCCAGUUGUCAAUGCUAAAUCCUACUGGACAGUUUGAAAUACUAAAAAUACUAGUAUAACAAUAGAAGGCAUUUUACAGUUUUAUGUCAUGUUUUAAAAAACUAAUGUAAAACAAGUAAGAAUUGUACUUUGUGGUAUACUUAUUAUAUUGUAGUGGGCUUCCCAAAAAUUUGUUUUGUGUCCCUUUAACAUUUUACCUUCAAUCUCAGUAUUUUGAUAUACAGAAAAGGCCAGCUCGUGCAGACAACAUUGCCAUUAAAAAUUACUUGAUUAGCUUUGGAAGUAAGUUUGUAAGAGCCGCACAGAUAACAACACUGUCACUGAGUAGAGGGGCAAAUGUUAAUGGACAGAUUUGGCUGAGAAUUUGGAAGUUCUUGAUUCUUUCAAUUGCACGUUCUACAUGAAUUCUUAGAGUUGAUAUCUGUCUGGCAUCUUGGACGAUACGCCCCGGGAGUUGUGUCCUUCCUGUGGUAAAUGGUGGCAUAACUAGUGUUGCUCCUUUCAGGGCAAGUUCCUCAGAAAUGGUGAAUCCCCGAUCUGCCAUAAUCAUAUCACCAUAUUCCACUUUGUUAUAGAAACGACUUUUUAGCGUAAUGUCUUUAUCAGAAAUUCUUCCACCCCAGGAACUGGACAGAAAUGACACUGCUCCAUAAGGUGUAAUACCUACCAGAAAUUUGAACGUAUGAUGGUGUUUGUAGUUACUCCAGGUCUUUGCUCGGGUCUUUAAAUUGUAUGGCCUCUCAGUGAAAAUCUCUGAGCAAUCAAUGAUGACUCUACAGUUUGAGUAUUUUUUUUUCCGAAAUUUUUUGGGAAGAUUGCGCUUUACGGUUUCCUUGGACGGCCAAUGAAUCAGGAACUUUAGUCGGACAGCUAAGAUUGGAAUACAACGGUUUAUGACUUUUGAAACUGUGGAGGCAGAAACACUAAAUCUCAAAGCUAGAUCAGCAUUUUUGAGGCCUAGUCUCAACUUCAUGAGAGUCAUGAGUAUUUGAUCCUGCUGACACAUGGACUUUAGAGGAGCAAUGAAAUCACUAACAAGUCUAAACACAAACAUAAACAGU
Branchiostoma floridae (Florida lancelet) is the source of this 2122-nucleotide messenger RNA. RefSeq lists its product as uncharacterized. The record is from RefSeq and is a predicted model, not a curated record. The transcript has 3 exons. NCBI's taxonomy places the organism in Eukaryota, Metazoa, Chordata, Leptocardii, Amphioxiformes, Branchiostomatidae. Bases 306 to 1079 code for a protein of 257 amino acids.